GUACGAAAUGGUGUGGAGCCGGGAGCAAUGCUGUGAAUGAUGACGAUUUAGGAGUUGAAAAAGAAACUGAUAAAUGCUGUCGUCAGCAUGACAAAUGCCCGGAUCUUAUUCUUGCGGGAGAAAGUAAAUAUGGUCUUACUAACAAUGCUUCCUAUACACGUUUAAAUUGCAACUGUGACAGUGAAUUCAGAGACUGCCUGAGGAAAGCAAAUACGGAUAUCUCUCAAGCAGUAGGAGUUACUUAUUUCGAUGCUCUCAACACCCAGUGUUUUCGAGAAGAUUAUCCUAUAAUUAAAUGUGCACAAACUUCAUUGU
Molecule: messenger RNA, 315 nt
Organism: Gryllus bimaculatus (two-spotted cricket)
Lineage: Eukaryota; Metazoa; Arthropoda; Insecta; Orthoptera; Gryllidae
Source: the annotation of a GenBank genome assembly